AUAGAACUCCAAGCCGCAUUCAUCAUCGCAUCAUUGUACGCAUCGGUGUUUAUUCUACCUUCCCGGCAGUAAAUAAGACGCAUUUUGGACAUUUAUUAUCAUCUUUUUCCGUCAUUACUCGACAGUGUUAAAAGUGUUGUGAUUAUUUUUUUGGAAAAACAAAAACCGAUUGCAAAAAUGAUGACCAGAAACCGAUCGAAUAAGUUGAACGGCGAUGCACCACAGAAUGCGAACGUCGAAACAUCAGACAGCAAGAAUGGUAAAGCGACAAAAAGAACUCCGACCAGCAAAGCAUCGGAGAGUCCAAGUGCAAAGGUUUCGAAAAAAGCGAGCCCACAGGCUUUGGACAAUCCAGUAAUUGAUGCAAAAUCCGUAUACGAUUUCACUAUGAAGGAUACGUUCGGCAAAGACGUACCAUUAUCCAAAUAUAAGGGAAAGGUUUUGCUCAUCGUGAACAUUGCUUCGAAAUGUGGAUACACAAAGAAAAACUACGAUGAAUUGAACACAUUGCAAGAACAGUACAAGAAUAAAGAUUUCCAAAUUCUAUCGUUCCCAUGCAACCAAUUUGGUAGUCAAAUGCCGCAGAAGGAUGGCGAAGAUAUGAUGUGUCAUUUGGAGAAGCGAAAUGUCAAAGUUGGCGAUGUGUUCCAGAAAAUCGAUGUGAAUGGAAAGAAUGCAGCUGCGUUGUACACGUAUUUAAGGCAAAAACAAGGUGACGGUGCCAAUGUUAAGUGGAAUUUUGUCAAGUUUUUAGUUGACAAAAAGGGACAACCCGUUGAACGCUUGGGUUCAUCCACUUCACCACUUCAAAUCGUUCCAAAAAUUGAUAAACUCCUCGCUGAAUAAGUUACACAUGGAUGUAUGUGCGGUUUUUUUCUUCGAACUGUUGUUUACGAUUUUUUUCAAUUUUUAUUUGCUACAGAUUAACUAGAAUCUUCUUAUUUCAUCUUUGAAUCACUCGUUUUCAUUAUGCAUAACAGAGGAAGCACAAAUAAAAUCACCGAAAAACGCCAAAA
Molecule: messenger RNA, 1016 nt
Organism: Sitodiplosis mosellana (orange wheat blossom midge)
Lineage: Eukaryota; Metazoa; Arthropoda; Insecta; Diptera; Cecidomyiidae
Exons: 3
Coding region: 178-846 (222 amino acids)
Biological process (GO): response to oxidative stress
Molecular function (GO): glutathione peroxidase activity
Source: RefSeq, a predicted model, not a curated record